AUGAGUGCAAUUAUUUUGAGCUUAAUUGUUGGAUCAAUUACAUUAUUAUCAUCAAUUGUUAUUGUUUUGAUUGUUUAUCUACAAAAAAAGUUUAAAAGAACAUGUAUUUGGAAAUCAACAACAAGUAGACAAUCAGUUAUUAGUUCAGCACCGAUUUCUAGACAACAAUCUUCAUCAUGUUUAUUUAAUCUGGAACAACAACAACAACAACAAUUAUCACGAUCUCGUUCAGCUUCAUUCGGUGAAGAUCUUACUGCUCGUCUUCAAACUUUAGCUGCUGGCAAUUGUUAUCGUUCUUAUGCUCCUGCAACAAUUGAUUUAUCAUCUCGUUCAACUAGAUUAUCACUUGGUGCUAAUAUUCGUUUUCCAACUGUAUCGAAUAUAUCUCCAAUUAUUCCUUCAAAACCAAUUACACCUUCAAUUACAUAUCAACUUCGAUAUGAACAUACAAUAGAAACUUUAUUUAUAACUAUUGUUCAAUUAAAUAAUUAUAUACCAACUAAAAAUACUCAAAAUAUAUAUGUAAUUCUUUAUUUAUUACCAAAUGAUGAUGAACAACGUCAAACAAAAUCAUCAAUAAAUGGUAUAUUUAAUGAAAAUUUUCUUUUUCCAUUAAAAUCAAAUGAUUUAUUAAAACGAACAUUACGUUUAACAGCAUAUGAAGUUAAUUCAAUAACACGUAUUCGUCAUAUAAUUGGACAUGUAUUUAUUAAAUUUGAUCAAUUUAUUGAUGAAAAUAAAAAUGACAAAACAUUUUCAACAAAUAGUUUAUUAGAAUAUCUCAGUCAAGAUUUACAUAUUCGAUCUGAUUAUCUUGGACAAUUAACAAUAAAAACUUAUUAUUUAAAAGAUCAAAAUCUUAUUCAAAUACGAAUACAACAAAUUAAUUAUUUACAUAUAGAGCGAUCGAAAUUUAAAAUCCCAUUAAAAGCUUAUUUCAGUGGUCAACUAUCGAAUACUUCUCAUAAGUAUCAUUGGGCAAAUACUUCAUCAUUUAUGAUUCCAUCAUCUUCGUCAUCAUUUCAAAUUGAUAAAGAAUUACAAUUAAUUGUUGAUUCAUCAUUAAUUUCAACAAAUGAUAAUCAUGUUGAAUGUCAUCUUAGACUUCAUUUACAUGGUUCUAAUCAAAUACAUAGUCAUGCUCGAUGGAAACACUCACUUCAAUCAACCGUACCACAUACAUAUACUGUUUCACUUGUUGCUUUAUAA
This is a messenger RNA of Rotaria sordida, 1209 nucleotides long. NCBI's taxonomy places the organism in Eukaryota, Metazoa, Rotifera, Eurotatoria, Philodinida, Philodinidae. The record is from the annotation of a GenBank genome assembly.